UGUCCCUUCCCAUAUUUUGAGAGUCGUCGAAGAUUUCAACGAUGCCUCUGUCAAAGCCCGCCAAUGCCCACAGCCCAGUGCUGUCUCACUUCUCCCUCAAAGGCAAAGUCGCCGCAGUCACGGGAGGCGCGAGAGGAAUUGGUGUCGAGGUUGUUCGGGCGUUUGCCGAAGCCGGCGCAACUGUCGGCCUCAUCUACACCAGCAGCAAAGAUGCGCACGAUACUGCGGCGAAGAUUUCGGAGGAGACGGGGUCGGUGGUGAAGGCGUAUCGAUCAGAUGUGAGGGACAAAGCCACAAUCACCGACACAAUCAACGAGAUCGCCAAGGAGUUUGGGAGGCUCGAUAUUUGCGUUGCCAAUGCCGGCAUUGCAGAGCACUUCGACAGCUUGGAGUACACGGAAGACGCAUGGCGGAAAAUGAUGGCAAUCAACUUCGACGGAGCCAUGUUCACGGCACAGGCGGCGGGCAAUAUCUUCAAACGGCAAGGAUCCGGCGAUGCCAGCAUGAUCUUCACCGCUUCAGUGUCCGCGAGCCUGAUCAACAUUCCACAGAAGCAGGCCCCUUACAACGCAUCGAAAGCUGCGGUUGUGCACCUGGCCAAAGGGCUCGCCGUGGAGUGGACGGAGUUUGCAAGAGUGAAUUGCAUUUCCCCGGGAUACAUCGCGACCGACAUGAUCAACGAGCUCCCGAAGGAGUGGGCCAACAAGUGGCAUGAGCUGGUCCCUGGGGGACGAUUCGCAGAUGCUGCAGAAUUGAAAGGCGCCUACGUCUUCCUCGCCAGUAACGCUUCGUCCUACAUGACAGGAGCCGAUUUGAUCAUUGAUGGGGGAUAUUCCUUGGUAUGAGGUAGAAAAGCUGCUCUUGUUAGAUCAACAACGCCAUAGCACUAAGUGUGCAUGCCCGUUCCAACAAGCUUCCCUUCUGAGUAGAGUUAUGCCGUACUCGUUCGGCCGCUUCAAUUCCUCGACUCUUAUUCCCGGCCAACGAAGUAAGCAAUCGAUGUCUUGGUGAAAAACAUUGAUG
Messenger RNA from Neohortaea acidophila, 1023 nucleotides. RefSeq lists its product as uncharacterized. The transcript is spliced from 5 exons. The coding region runs from base 42 to 845 and encodes 267 amino acids. Lineage: Eukaryota; Fungi; Ascomycota; Dothideomycetes; Mycosphaerellales; Teratosphaeriaceae. Gene Ontology annotation, molecular function: oxidoreductase activity, acting on NAD(P)H, oxygen as acceptor. Gene Ontology annotation, cellular component: intracellular anatomical structure. The record is from RefSeq and is a predicted model, not a curated record.